Molecule: messenger RNA, 962 nt
Organism: Oppiella nova
Lineage: Eukaryota; Metazoa; Arthropoda; Arachnida; Sarcoptiformes; Oppiidae
Source: the annotation of a GenBank genome assembly
AAUGCAACUCAUCGUAUAUUCUGUAUUAUAAAACCAUUUAUUUUAAAGUUUUCUAUUUAUAAAGUUGGACUCAAAUGAUGCAUGUAUUACCAUAAUAAGCAAGGUGAUUCUUCGAGUGUCUAAUGAGUGAAAUAAGUGGUAAACGCAGGAGAAGCGAGUGUCAGAUGAAUGGCACGAAUGUAUUCUUCAUCAGAGAUGGCAUUCAUAGGAAACGGAUGACAAUUCUCGAGAGAAACGCUCAGACUUUGGGUCUUGUAGUCAGUGACCACUUCCGUGAAUCCAUUGAUUAUAUAAUAUCUGACUUUGAAUACGAGGAACAAGUGAUGGAAUCGAUUGGAUGUGAUAUAAGAGAGUUGAAGGCAGUUGUGGUGAACACCCGAUGGCUCACCGAUAGUAUGCAAUCCCAACAACUGAUGCCUUUUAACACCAAUUAUCGCCUUAAACGCAGACAUAAGGGAAUUGAUUCCAAGACUUCCAAUGAAUGUACAAAAGAGUCAUCAAAUGGCGAUUAUAUUUGUCAGCGAAUGAGUUCACUUAAUCAUCAAAACUCUAAACUCUCGGAACCAUUGGAAGUAAUGGCCAAAGAGGCCAAACUGAGGGCCCAUUUGUUUGAUACGGUUCGCUAUUUAGGCUUCAAGAAGGCGGCUGCUGUUCUCAAGUCGCUUCCAUUUGCUGUCAAACAUGUGGAUGAAGUGUCAUGUCUUAAGGACAUCGGAAAGCACUCAAAGAAAAUAAUUCAAGAGAUUCUGGAUGAAGGAGUCAGUCGUGAAGUCGACACAAUUCGUAACUCUGAUUGGUUUAAGACAAUGACUUUAUUUACUAAUAUCUAUGGAAUCGGACCAAAGACUGCACAGAAAUGGUAUGAUUUGGGGCUGAGAUCUUUGGAUGACGUGAUAAACACGACUUCUGUUCUCAAGAAUCAAAUCGCGGCAAAGAGUGUGGACAUGACGUCGACAUUCUGA